UAUUACAAAUAUAUUAGAAAAAGUUUCAAAUCAUAUUUCUGUGCGCGCGUGCGUGAGUGCGCGCGCGCUUCUACAUUUGUUUUAUAACAGGUACAAGAAGAUUAUACUAAUCAACUAUACGAUCUGGCAAUUGACAUAUUAAAUAAAAGCAUUGGAGCCUAUACAAAUUACGUGCAGAGAUACUUGUAUCUAUGUUUCUUUCUGCACAAUUAAAUCUCGCAAACUGUGUCCAAAUAGAUUGUCAAACCAACGGUGGCUCCUUGGCAAACAAUUUAUUUAAAAGCACACCAAGUUUUGAGGAUAUAUCAAUCUAUGAUGUUGGAUGUCCUCCUCGAAGAAAAAUAUUACCAGUUGCACAAAUUGACUGCAAUUUAUUAACACAGGACUUUUACAAUGUAAUAACUAAUAAUGUGUUUUGUUAUUUGGAAAAAGGAAAUAUCAAAAAAAUUGCCCAGGUUACGAGACAACAAAACUUAAUAAAAUAGUUUCGCCAAGUACUAUACGAAGGAUGCAAUCUUUCAAAAGAAGAAAGUAAAAUGCUGCUUGUGAGUUUGGCUCCUCGUCAUCAACUGACCGAUGCUGCAUUAGAAUCUCUUAUUCAAAUAAUUGAUUGUCAUCUUCCCCGUACACAUCAUGGUGUGUACUAAAUAUUUAUUAUUAUAUAUUAAUAAGUCAUUACCAGAAAGUAAAGCGUGUAAAUAUUAUUACUGUCCGGAUUGUUAUACGAUACUGAAUUCAUGUACCAAUAAUCAAAUGAAAUGUGAAGUUUGUUCAAAAAUUUACAAUGAAAAGUAUCUCAAUAAAAGAAAUAAGUAUUUUAUACAUAUUCCACUCAAAGAGCAAUUAAUAGAAUUAGUAAAGUCCGAAGAUUUUGCACAAUUCCUAAUUUGCACAAAAAACUAAAGAAAUGGAAAGUGAUGUCAUUAAUGGAAACAUUUACCAUAAUUGUAGAAAUAAAAAUAUAACAUAUACCAUAAUUUAAGAAAUAAAAAUAUCAUUGGAGAUAAUGACAGUAUUCUCCAGUGGAAUUGUGAUGGGGUAUAAUUAUUUUAAUCUUCCAUGUCAUCCAUUUAGCCGAUUUUAGUUACAAUAAACGAAUUGCCUUAUCGUUUGCGAAGGCAACAUAUUCUCUUAGCGGGCAUAUGGUUUGAUGUCUGUGAAAGCAAAUAUGAAUAUUUUUCUUCGGCCAUUCAUUGAUGAAUUUAUUAACUUACAUAAUAAUGGUUUUAUUACAACAACAUUCAUGCAUAAGGAAGCAAUAUGUAUUAAGGUUCAUACACUUCUAACUACGGUUGAUUCAAUAGCAAGGUCGAUAAUACAAAACAAUUCAACGGCAAAUACGGAUGUUCAUAUUGCUAUCACAAAGGAAAAGAGGUUAAUACAAAAAGCGGGGGUUUUAAACGCGUUUAUUGUGGAGAUCUUUGUGCUUUACGGUAAAAACAUCAACACAACAAACAUGUUAAAAAAAUUAUCUCAAAAAAUCACAGUGAAAGGAGUUAAGGGUUCUUCAGUGACACAACUUAUACCGCUGUUUGACAUAAUUAAGUCUUUCCCGCCAGAUUAUAUGUACAGUGUUGCGGAAGGCGUGAUUAAGCAGUUUGUUAUGGCAUGGUUUGAUUCCAGGAAUCAUAAUAAAGAGUGUUAUUUAGGGAAAUAUCAACAAGUUUUUGAUAAUAAAUUGACAAGUAUACUACCUCCAUCAGAAAUAACACGAAUACCACGAUCAAUAGUUCAAAAGAAAUUGUUUAAGGCCUCAGAGUGGAAAAAUUUCUUACUGUACUAUUCAUUGCCUUGUUUAAGUGGAUUAAUGCCACAGAAAUCCAUUAAACAUUGGCUACUUUUUGUAUUUAGUAUAUAUAUUUUUCUACAAACACAUUUCUGAUAACAAAUUUAUCGUUGUUGAACAAACAUUACGAACAUUUGUAUUGCAAAUAGAAGAAUUGUAUGGAGAUGAUUUCAUGAAUUACAAUAUUCAUUUGUUGUUGUGAGAAAAGGAGAAGUUCUUCUUUAUCAUUACAGCGUUGGUAAACUCGAGGUUACCGAUUCGUGAUAUCUUUCGAUCGACGUAAGAGGGAGCUAUCCGUGUCCGUUUCUCUCGCGGCCUCCCCCCCCCACCUCUCUAAGUCUGUGUGAGUAUAGUAAUCUUGUCUCAUGCGGCGUGUAAAAAGGCACGAAGGUGUAAUAAAGUGUCGUCAUUAUCAGUAUUCCUAUUUCUAGUUUUCUCUGAACGAUCUCCCCAUUACUUAGUAUCGCGAGUGAAAAGACAAGCACCUCAAGAUGGAGGCCGCGAGGAAAAAACGCAUGACGAACCGCACUGCCUUCACACGCGCAAUAAAUGAUUUAGCCACGACUCUAACGGGUACGGCCACGAGACCAACAGAUAAAGAAGAAAUAUUCGUGUAUCUACAAGUUUUAGAGGAAAGACACGAGAAAUUGCGACAAGCUAAUGAUGUAUUGAUAAAAUGCAUGCACGAGACGGAGGACGUGACAGACGAGGCCAUCGCCAUAGAGGAUGCCACCAACGAUGAGUAUGAAAGGAAGUUCAUACGAGCAAGGCUCGCCGCCAUGAACGCACUAGGCACACCAAUCGUAACUGCACCGAACGCCAAUGAGACUAUCAACGACGGAGCAAACACUCGCGUCCGUGCACAAGUAUCCGCUCAGACAAGUCAAAUCAAGCUGCCGAAGAUCGAACUCAAGAGAUACGAUGGAGAUAUUAAAGAAUGGCUGCGAUUCUGGUCUCAGUUCAAGAAAAUUCAUGAAAACGCUACGAUCGACAAAGAGACCAAAUUCCAAUAUUUCCUGCAAACCGUGGUUCCGGAUUCGCGAGCGGCGGAACUAAUCGGUAGUUUCCCGCCUACCGAUGAAAACUAUGACAAAGCUAUCGCCGCGAUGAAGAAUCGAUUCGGGCGUGAUGAGAUGCUCGUCGAAGUGUACGUGCGUGAAUUAUUAAAGUUGGUUCUGCAAAAUGCUAUGAAGCCUAAUGAGAAAAUAAAGUUAGCAAGUCUGUUCGAUAAAAUAGAGUCUCAACUUCGAGCUCUCGAAUCUCUUGGUGUGACCACGGACCGAUGCGGCGCCAUGUUGUAUCCCCUCGUCGAAUCAUCGUUGCCGGAAGAAUUGUUACGUGCAUGGCAACGGAAUCAAGUGACGCCAUCAGCACCACAGCGUAUGGAAUACACCGCGGAACCACCGCCGAGAGAGGAUAGACUCAUGCGAUUGAUGAAAUUUUUACAGUCGGAAGUGGAGAAUGAAGAGCGAAUAACGAUCGCGGUGAACGGUUUCGACAUGAAUGAUCGAAAGCAGUCGAAACAUAAACAACGCUUAGAACUCACCAAAGAUACGCCUUUUGCUAUGAGUUUACACGCGAGCGGAAAGCCUACUAAAAUUGUAUGCGUGUUCUGCGAGGGCGAACACGCAAGUCCGAAAUGCGAGAAAGCACGCAAAAUGAUACUGAGCGAUAGAAAAUCGAUGUUGCAAACCAAGAAUGCGUGUUUCAACUGCCUGAGGAUCGGACAUCAAAGCCGUACGUGUCGAGGAAAUCUGAAGUGUGCCUUUUGCAGUCGUCAUGUUGUGCUCAUGUGCCCAGAGGUUAUGGGCGACAGUAAUGCAACGACAUCUCACAAAGCAGACGAGAGUGUCGUCAAAGAUGAGAAGUCACUAUUCAGUCACACAAGAAAACCAAAAGUGAUAUUGCAGAUCUUACGCAUGAUAAUCAGGAACAAGCAGGAAAAACGUGUCGUCAAGCAACCGUGGAUUAAUGAGUUGAAAGUCCUAGGCAUCCAGUUAACAGAAGAAUCGGGUGAGUCUGACCAUGCUCAACCUAUUAAAAUCCUUAUCGGAGCUGAUAUCGCUGGUAAAUUACUGACAGGAAAGACCAGACAGCUGAGGCCUGUAUUCGAUGCGUCAUCCAAAAUGUUACGCGCGCUGCCCGGUAUACUCUGCGAUCGUGAGUCAGUUGUCGGAUCGGGAAUAUCGAUCGGCGGCAGCGGUCAGCUGUCAAGAGCCACGGCAACAGAGAUAAACAAGGAAGAAUAG
Monomorium pharaonis (pharaoh ant) is the source of this 4035-nucleotide messenger RNA. RefSeq lists its product as uncharacterized. Gene Ontology annotation, molecular function: nucleic acid binding; zinc ion binding. NCBI's taxonomy places the organism in Eukaryota, Metazoa, Arthropoda, Insecta, Hymenoptera, Formicidae. The record is from RefSeq and is a predicted model, not a curated record. The coding region runs from base 2278 to 4035 and encodes 585 amino acids. The transcript is spliced from 4 exons.